This is a messenger RNA of Dunckerocampus dactyliophorus (ringed pipefish), 2987 nucleotides long. It is a transcript of the gene optn, whose product is annotated as optineurin. The coding region runs from base 149 to 1720 and encodes 523 amino acids. NCBI's taxonomy places the organism in Eukaryota, Metazoa, Chordata, Actinopteri, Syngnathiformes, Syngnathidae. Gene Ontology annotation, biological process: Golgi ribbon formation; regulation of canonical NF-kappaB signal transduction; protein localization to Golgi apparatus. Gene Ontology annotation, molecular function: K63-linked polyubiquitin modification-dependent protein binding. The transcript has 13 exons. Gene Ontology annotation, cellular component: nucleus; Golgi apparatus; cytoplasm. The record is from RefSeq and is a predicted model, not a curated record.
CGGAUGUUCUUUGCUUUUCGUAUAAGACUUGAAGCUAGCACAAUAGCAGAAACAAGCGUAGCAAGGUUCAUCAACAACACCUCAUCACACAUCUAACUGAAGUGUUGUUCUGUGUUCGGACCCAAGAUUCAGAUCUCAUUGCAGCACCAUGGCGUCCGGAGGCCCAAUGAUGAAUGGAGACAUAACUCGCUCUCCCAAUGGGAUGGGCACGCUGGAGGAAACUUUGCAGCAGAUGAACGUCCUCAUUCAGGAGAAUAUAGAUUUGAAAGAGGCUAUACGUAAGACCAACAUGAUGAUGAAAGAGCGUUUUGAGGGUCUCUCGACAUGGCGGGAGAAGCAUCAGGAGGAGCGCGACCACCUGGUCAGUAGACUUGAGGAGGCUCGGGUUCAAAUCGAGGCUAUGACGCUUCAAAACCAGGAACUGAGCAAGAAACUGGAGGAGGCGGCGGGGAUGUUGGGUGAAGCUUCGGAUAGCUCACAAGUAGCAAGUCACAGUGUAGAGGUGAACACCUUACGUGCACAGCUGGCCCGGUUGCAAGCAGAGAAGAACGAUCUGGUGGCUUUGAACUCUGAGCUGCAGCUGAAGGCUGACCAGGACUCACAUGAGGACUCUUUCAUCGAGAUCAUCAAAGUGUCUGAUGAAGGCGUUGUCAGCAAACGCCCCGACAUGAGCAUGACAGCGUCCCGGCUGGAUAGCGAGGAGGUGACCGUCAGCCACCUGCUGCAGUCCCUAAGGAACGAGACGCAGCGGGCCGAGCGGCUGCAGGGCGAGCUGCAGGCUACCGGUGACAAGAUAAAAAAGCUGGAGGAGAGGAGGAGUAAUGUUAACGUAACAACGCAGACAUCCAUGGCAGCAGAGACCAAAGAGGAUUCUGAGAAGGCUCCCUCUGAGUUAGAGACUAUCAAGUCUCAGAUGAGGACAUUGUUUAAAGAGCUGCAGCAGGCCCAGAGCAAGCUGGAUGAAGCGGAAGGCAUGAAGAAGAACCUGCAGGACAGAUGUCGGGAGGGGGAGCAGGAUGUGGUGACUCUGAAGUCUCAGCUGGUGGACAAACAGGCUGUCCAGACGGAGAACGAUCGGCUGAAGCUGCAGCUCGACAGCAUGCAGGCACAGAGUUUAAUUGAGCAGAUGAGGGGUGUGGAGGAGAGGAGCAACCUGGCCCAACUGAAGGACGCCUACACACAGUUGUUUGAAGACUACAAUGAACUCAAGGAGGAAAAGAAGAGAAGCGAGUCUCAGCUGGUGAAUAGGGAAGUGGUGGAUGAGCUUCAAGGUCAGCUGACCGCCGCGGAGAAAGCUCUGGCUGAUAAACAGAAGUAUAUCGACAGCUUGAAGCAGGAGAUCUUCCAAAAGGAGAAGGAGCUGGAGACCAUAUCUGUAUUGCAGGCACAGGCUGAGGUCUACUCUUCUGAUUUCUAUGCCGAGCGUGCAGCGAGGGAGAAACUGCAUGAAGAGAGAGAGCGUCUGGCUGUUCAGCUGGAAUAUGUCAAGAAGCAAAACAGCCAUCUUCAGGAGGAGAUGGAAUCAAUGAGUCGGAAGACAAUGUUGGAGAUGCAGAGGAGACAUGUGGCAAAUCAGCAUGGACGAGGAGCAGCUUUAGUUGGAAGAGGUACUGACUGGCAGCAUCAGCGGAGUAUUCCCGAACACGUCUGUCCAAAGUGCAACGACAUACUGCCAGACCUAGACUCCCUGCAGAUCCACAUCAUGGACUGCAUCAACUAGCCUCUCAGCAUAGUUAGCAUUAUUUGCACUUUAUUCCCAAAUCUUCCUCUGGUUGUACCUCCCUUUUCUCCAACAAAGGAGUCAAGCUCCUUUUUACUUCUUAUGCAAGAUUCAUAAGAGUUUGCAUCCUUUUUUAUGUUCGAUGUCAUCUUGCACCUGUUUGUUGGGGUGUUGACCUGAACAAUCUGGACUAUGUAAGGACUCCAAAAGAGGCUUUGAAAGGACCUUGAAGCUAAUGCAUCAAGUUUGGGCCUUUAAUAUUAUCUGGUUGCUAAAUGGGUUGUAUAGUGGAGGAAGCGAUUUUAUUUUAGACAUGUAACUUAUUUAUCCAACUUACAAAUUAUUAUAAACUGCAAAUGCAAAUAAAAUGCAAAGGUAUUUUGUAACAACCUAGAAACUUAUUGUAUUUGUACUUUAUUUAUCCCACAGCGGGGAAAUUCACUUGUUACAGCAGCAAGCAAGAUAUGCAAGUAAAGAGUACAGUGUAAAGAAUGCAUAUUGACUACAACAUGGUUCAGGUGGUGCAGGUGUUGUAGAGCCUCACAGCGUAGGUAUGAAGGACCUGCGGAACCUCUCCUUCUUACACCGUGGGUUUAACAGUCUGCUGCUGAAGGAGCUGCCCAGGGAAACAACAGUAUCAUGUAGCGGGUGAGAUUAAGUACCAUUUUAUAUGCAGUACUGUAUUCUUAGUGCUGACUGUCAUGGUUACAUACUGCAAUGGGGGCGCUAGCGUUCAAAUGCACAAUAUCCCAUACUGUAUAGAUGUGUGUUCACAAGCCGUGAGUGAGUGACCGCUAUUAACGCCCACUCUUCCUUUCAGUCAAACAACAUUCAUUUCAUGCAGUUAUAAUAUAGUCAUUGUUUGUACAGUCUGUUCUGUGAAACCACUUUUGGUAACACAUGCCAGCCAGUGGUGAUAUAUUUUUCGGGGUGAAAAAAGUAAUUUGGAGUAGCUUUCAUUUAAACCUUCAUCCUUUUCAACUAUCAUACUGAAGAACCCAAGUCUAAAUUUCAGUCUUACAUGAAUUAAUAGCAAAUAUUGCCUCAAAAAGGAAAUAAACGCACUUACAACUUAGCAGGAUAGCAUUUUGGUGAUACUGUAAAUAAGAACACUUGAUUUAAUUUUGGGUUUAUUUAUUACCUUAACACAUGAAUUAAAGGAAAAGUACAUUGUCACUACUGUACCUUUUAUUUUCAUGGCAAUGACACAAGGAAAUAAUUGACAAAUUGUAUGCUUUUUCCUGGUUUUAUGUCAGAAUAAAUAGAA